AUGGAGAAUAAUGUUGACGAGAGCUAUCUUCUGUUGCUUCUCUCUGACAGCAAUCUUCCUACCGGCGCAUUCGUCGCUUCCUCUGGACUGGAAUCGUACCUCAAACAUGGCACCUCCACCUCCACCUCUGCCGAAUCUCGAGUGUUGGCCUUCCUGAGAGACAGUCUGGCGUCGUAUGGCAGGACAUCCCUCCCCUUUGUGUCAGAUGUCCAUCGUGUUUUCAGGGCCUAUAUAGAAAGGGAUGCCGAAAAUGACAGUGAAGGCGACGCUUUGGAAGUGGUGGAGAAGCUCGUGGCACUGGACAAGAUGUACGAGGCUCAGACCCUUAACCACGUUGCCAGGCGUGCAUCUAAAGCACAGGGAGCCGCGCUUCUCACUCUUUACACAAAAGGCUUCUCGAGACCAGCUUCGCUGGCCCAGUUCGCAGAUCCAGGCCUACUACGGCAGGAGAAACGGAAAACCACAGUCGUUGAGCAGUUUAAACUGCGCGUGCGAAGGGAAGACACGCAAGGCCAUAUGCCGAUAUGUUGGGGAGUCCUAACAGCAGCGCUGUCUCUGUCGCUAGAUCGCUCACAAUAUCUGCACUUGUUUCUGCAUGCUCGUGGCCUACUGUCUGCAGCAAUUCGUCUGAAUGAGGUUGGACCAUACAAUGCCCAGCAAACUCUGCUGCACGCGGUUCAACCGUUAAUCAAAUCCGAGCUUCGCAAGUGCAAGGAGCUUCAGACGGGACUCCUUGCCGAAGGAAAUGACGGAUUUGACGAAACUGUCCAGGGUCCUGCCAAUACCUGGCCCUUGGGAGAAAUCCUUGCUACGAGACACGACUUGCAGCAUUCUCGAAUCUUCAAUAGCUAG
Molecule: messenger RNA, 852 nt
Organism: Coprinopsis cinerea okayama7#130
Lineage: Eukaryota; Fungi; Basidiomycota; Agaricomycetes; Agaricales; Psathyrellaceae
Product: urease accessory protein UreF
Exons: 2
Coding region: 1-852 (283 amino acids)
Molecular function (GO): nickel cation binding
Source: RefSeq, a predicted model, not a curated record